Drepanopeziza brunnea f. sp. 'multigermtubi' MB_m1 is the source of this 3003-nucleotide messenger RNA. NCBI's taxonomy places the organism in Eukaryota, Fungi, Ascomycota, Leotiomycetes, Helotiales, Drepanopezizaceae. The record is from RefSeq and is a predicted model, not a curated record.
AUGCUUUCCGAUCUGCCAACCGUGGUACAGCUUCUCCAGGCUACUCUGGAUCCGCAACAACACAAGCAAGGCAAGUUCAAGCUCGUUCGUAAAAACGAAAUCAGUCAGUCGCGUUUGUCUGCUGAGGCCGCGCUCAAGAACGAAGAGACUCAGCCUGGGUUCUCUCUUCUCUUACUGAACAUCGUCGCAUCCGAAUCUCUUCCACUCAAUACCCGACUUUCGGGCGCUCUUGUAUUCAAGAACUUCAUCAAGUUCAACUGGGUGCGCUACCAGGACGAAGAUGGAAACCACAAACUCCCUGUAGACGAGGUCACCACGAUUAAGAAGGAGCUCAUAGGCCUGAUGAUCACGGUCCCGGCGAGCAUACAAUCACAACUGGGAGAGACGAUCAGUGUGAUCGCAGAUUCCGAUUUCUGGACUAAGUGGGAUUCUUUGGUCGAUGACCUGGUCUCACGCCUAACGCCCGAUAAUCCAAGAGUCAACAUUGGGGUCUUGGAGGUUGCGCACUCGAUUUUCAAGAGAUGGAGACCGCUCUUCGCAUCCGAUGGCCUGUAUACCGAAAUCAACCAUGUUCUGUCGAAGUUUGGAGAGCCGUUCGUUCAACUGCUUGCAAAUACCGACCGCCAAAUCGACGCGAACAAGGAUGAUAAGGAUGUUCUGAAGCAAUAUGUAGAGGUUAUGAAUCUUCUGGUCAAGCUCUUCUACGACCUUUCCUCGCAGGAUCUUCCUCCUAUAUUUGAAGAGAACCUCGGAGGCGUCACCUCGCUGUUACACAAGUACCUCACGUACGAGAACCCCCUGUUGGCGACCGACGACGAUUCUGAGUCUGGACCCUUGGAAUAUGUGAAGGCUGGUAUCUGCGAGGUAAUGACUUUGUAUAUGCAGAAAUACGAGGAUGCUUUCGGAGAGCUUUGCAAACCAUUCAUCACAAGUACCUGGAGUUUGUUGACGACCAUUGGCCCGGAGACGAAAUUCGACAUCCUUGUCAGCAAGGCCUUGCAUUUCCUGACAGCCGUGGCUAGCAUCAGCACGCACGCCGAGAACUUCAACAACGAGGCUAUCUUGGGAGAAGUCGUGGAGAAAGUUAUUCUGCCCAAUGUCAGUCUGCGCGAGUCGGACAUUGAGCAAUUUGAGGAUGAGCCCAUUGAAUACAUCCGGAGGGAUCUCGAAGGAUCCGAUGCAGAUACUCGCCGGAGGGCAGCCACCGAUUUCUUGCGGAAGCUGUUAGAGAGAUUUGAAGCCAUCGUUACACAGGUGGUUGGUGUCUACAUUAACCAUUACCUAGAAGACUUCUCCAAGGAUCCCAGAAGUGCAUGGAAAUCGAAGGAUACAGCGGUGUAUCUUUUCUCGGCUAUCGCCGCAAAGGGCGGCAUUACCGCCAACCACGGAGUCAAAACAACCAACUCAUUGGUCAACAUCGUCGAGUUCUUUCAGAACAACAUUGCUAGCGAUCUCAUUGCGGAUACCGGUGUGGAGCCGAUUUUGAAAGUAGACGCCAUCAAAUUUCUCUAUACUUUCCGCAGUCAACUGACACGGGAGCAAUGGAGUGCAGCAUUCCCGCCUCUCGUUAAGAACCUUGGAUCGUCAAAUUAUGUUGUCUACACAUAUGCUUCGAUUGCGGUUGAGCGAGUUCUAUUCCUUACAAAUGAAGCAGGACAGCACAUCUUCGGAAAGGAUGAUGUUGCACCGUUCGCAAAGGAUCUUCUGGAACACUUAUUUCAGUUGAUAGAGAAAGACCCCGCCCCUGAAAAGGUUCAAGAAAACGAGUUCUUGAUGCGUUGUGUGAUGAGAGUCUUGAUUGUGAUUAAGGAUGCUGUAUCGCCAAUUCUGGAAAUUCUGCUCAAACAUUUGAUCGAUAUCACUGGAAUCAUCGCCCAAAAUCCAAGUAAUCCGCGCUUCUACUACUAUCAUUUUGAGGCGAUGGGUGCACUUGUCAGAUUCUCAGCUCCAUCGCAACCGGAAAAGCUUGAGAACGAUAUGUACACCCCAUUCGCAGGCGUUCUGCAGAACGACAUUCAAGAAUUCAUGCCGUAUGUCUUCCAGCUUUUCGCUGCUCUUCUCGAGUCCCGCCCGCAAGGUCCACUAUCCGAAUACUACAAGGCAUUGAUUGGCCCGGUACUCUCACCUGCUCUAUGGGAGUCGAGGGGUAAUGUUCCGGCACUGGCUCGCUUGCUCUCUUCCAUUAUCCCUAGAGCCGGCGCGGAUAUUGUGGCAGCUGGCCAGAUUGAGCCUAUCCUGGGAAUCUUUCAAAAGCUCAUCGCUGGCAAGGCGAGAACCGAGCUAUACGGUCUCGACGUAUUGGAAGCUGUAGUUGUAUCCUGCGACGUGUUGGUUUUCCCCAUUUACCAUGAGAUGGCCUUUGCUGAUCUAGUAUAUUAUAGGGCUGCUAUCCAACAAUACUUUCCCACCAUCCUCAACCUACUAUUCACACGACUCCAAUCUAACCCGAAUGAGAAAUUCAAGCAGAGAUUCGUUCGUUUCUAUCACCUGAUUUCGUCACGGGACCAAUCUGGUCUCGGCGCAGAUUUCUUUAUCAAGAAUGCGGAUGCAGUUCAAGACGGCGUUUACGUUCCGCUCUACCUCACGAUUAUCCUCCCUAAGACCCAAGAACUUGUACGACCAGUCGACCGCAAGCUUGCAGUCAUAUCGUUGACCAAGACCCUGUGCGACUCCCAAGCCUUCGCAGUAAAGUAUCAAAAGGGAUGGGGUAAGACCUGCGAAGCACUACUAAAGUUACUGGAGAACCCGCCGGUACUCGUAUCCUCAGAUGAUGCUGUCGUCGAAGUCGACGUCGAUGACCUGAGCUUUGGAGUUGGCUUUACACCACUGAACACGUGCAAGAAGGUACCCAAGGACGAAUGGGCGGAGGUGACAGAUGUCAAGUCCUGGGUAGGCACAUACCUGAAGGAGGCUGACGGAAGACACGGAGGUACAAUUGGCGGAUAUGUUAAUGAACGCCUUGUUCCAGAGGCAAAGAAUGUGUUGGUCUCUUACAUGAGAUAG